Brenthis ino (lesser marbled fritillary) is the source of this 228-nucleotide messenger RNA. The record is from the annotation of a GenBank genome assembly. NCBI's taxonomy places the organism in Eukaryota, Metazoa, Arthropoda, Insecta, Lepidoptera, Nymphalidae.
AUGACACACGAUAUUUUCAUUUCAAAUUCUUCUUCAACGUUUGGCGAGAAAUCGUCAAGAAGUGAUGGAGCAUACAGAUUACAACGUCUUUUUAUGCUGCGGAAGGAUAAAGGUCAUAGAAAGGUUGACACAACAAAAGUCAGCAUUAGAACACCAGCUAAUGGCCUCAUCUACAGCUACACCGCUGUACGUCGCUACGGGAAGUGCGAUCGUUCAGGUGAAUGUGAU